GCUGGCCCGCCCAGACACAUCAAAGCUCAGGCAAAACUCGGGCAUCAUGCCGUCUACAGUGGACAAGACAUCCUACCCGCUUGACCACGUCGAGUCAACCGCCUUGAGCGGCAGUGAAAUUGACGAGACAUUUCGCUCCAGCUGCAUCGACCUUGUCUCGUCCGCGCUCGGCGGUAAGGUCCUCGCCCGCUCAGACGAGUGGUUUGCUGACGCGACCAACCUGCUAAUGCCCUACGCGCCCGUCUCCAAGCCGGGGAAGAUGGUCUUUUCCGGCCAGUGGAUGGACGGCUGGGAGACCAGGAGGCAUAACCGCAAGCCCUUCGACUGGGUCGUGAUCCGUCUCGGCGUGGCCUCCGGCACGGUAGACGGCGUCGAGGCCGAUACAGCGUUCUUUACGGGCAACUACGGACCGGCGGUAUCCGUGGAGGGCUGCUUCAGCUCCAGUGACGAGGAAGUCAUCUCUUGGGAGGGCGGACGGGGCAAAUGGGAGACCAUCCUCGACGUCCAGCCCUGUGGGCCGUCGCAGCGUUUCGGCUGGAAGCUCGCAACCGCCUCGAACAAGGCGUAUACCCACGUGAGGCUCAACAUGUACCCAGAUGGUGGCAUCGCGCGAUUCCGCCUCUGGGGCCACGCGGUGCCCGUGUUUCCCGAGGACAAGAGCGCCAUAUUCGAUCUCGCUGCCGCUCAGAACGGCGGCAUUGCCGUCUCUUGCAGCGACGAGCAUUACACGUCCCCUAGCGACCUGCUCCUGCCCGGGCGCGGCACUGACAUGAGCGAGGGAUGGCACACGGAGCGAUCACGGGAGGUGGGUCACUCCGACUGGGCCAUCAUCAGACUUGGAGCCCCCGGCUACGUGCGCAACUUCAUUGUCGAUACCGCCCAUUACAGGGGUAACUUUCCGCAGCAGGUGGCCAUCGAAGCUCUCGCGUGGGAAGGCGAUGGGGAGCCGGAUGCCACCGACUCGGCCUGGCAAGGGGUUGUGGCUCCGACUGAUAUGGGGCCGGACCAGGAACAUGACUUGCCCAGCAGUAAUGGAGGGACUGUUUUCACCCACGUCAAGCUCAUCAUUAUUCCAGAUGGAGGACUCAAGAGGCUCAGAGUAUUCGGUCGCAGAAGUAUGUAGAAACAGACCAUUAGAUAUUAGAGUUCAGUACAGUUUGAAGCUUCCAUGCAGGCGGCC
Messenger RNA from Purpureocillium takamizusanense, 1180 nucleotides. RefSeq names its product Allantoicase (gene DAL2). Gene Ontology annotation, molecular function: allantoicase activity. The coding region runs from base 47 to 1123 and encodes 358 amino acids. The transcript has 2 exons. Gene Ontology annotation, biological process: allantoin catabolic process. The record is from RefSeq and is a predicted model, not a curated record. NCBI's taxonomy places the organism in Eukaryota, Fungi, Ascomycota, Sordariomycetes, Hypocreales, Ophiocordycipitaceae.